Messenger RNA from Ogataea philodendri, 1035 nucleotides. RefSeq lists its product as uncharacterized. Gene Ontology annotation, cellular component: cytosol. The transcript has a single exon. The record is from RefSeq and is a predicted model, not a curated record. Bases 1 to 1035 code for a protein of 344 amino acids. NCBI's taxonomy places the organism in Eukaryota, Fungi, Ascomycota, Pichiomycetes, Pichiales, Pichiaceae. Gene Ontology annotation, molecular function: ATP binding; 6-phosphofructo-2-kinase activity. Gene Ontology annotation, biological process: fructose 2,6-bisphosphate metabolic process; fructose metabolic process.
AUGAUGAACGAGUUGACUGCUGGAUUUGCAACUACUAGGACGCAGUCUACAUCUUCUAUCGCAACGAUACACACGGCCGCCACAACUCCGGAGUUCUUUCCGAGCUUGGUUGAGCUAGAGGUUGGAAAUCUGUUACACGUUAAUGGGUUCUCUCUAGACCACCAAGAAGUUGAAGAUCCUGGCACGGAGUCCGCUAGCACAGAGUCGGUGACUGACACAUUGGAUUUCGAGCGCGAAAAGUGGGCCAUCUGUUUGGUGGGUCUGCCUGCGAGCGGGAAGUCGACAGUGGCGAAGCACCUCGAGACUUACGUGAACAACUUUAAACACGCCGAUAUUCGGUUUGGCGUGUUCAACGCGGGGAACGUGAGAAGAAGGUAUGAGAAGAAGCUGACCAACAAGUUCGAUUUUGAUUUUACAAAAAGCGACACUCAGCGACUAAGAGAAUUAUAUGCAUUUGAGGCUCUACACGAACUCACUAGCAGUCUUGUGAGCGACAAGAUUGAUGUGGGUGUGUUUGACGCCACCAACACCACCAGGGAAAGACGUCAGAAAGUUGUCGAAAAGAUUAGAGAGGCAGCGGACGACGCCAAGGUGGCUAUAAACAUUGUGAUUCUGGAGGUUUGUUGCCACAACAUCUCUCUUAGAAGAUACAAUAUCGAAAGAAAGACGACCAACACGGAUUACUAUGGACUUCCACGCGAGGAAGCCAUCGUUGAUUUUUUAAGAAGGGUGGAGCGAUACGAAAAGGUUUACGAGAAUAUCACUGUGGAUGAAAUCAAUGAGUUGGACGUGAAAUUUUUUAGCAUGGCGAACGUUGGCGAAUCGUUCAGUUACAACUGCGGAUUGCAACUGAGACGUAAUAAGGAAAUACAAUUGGGAAGUUUGUUUUUACACCAGAUUUAUGAUUUUUUGCUAUACUACAGAACCAAUUUUGGGCAGACUUAUCUUUGCGAGGUUGAACAGUUUUAUAAAAAGGGAUACAAACCCAUCAGACAAGCGUCAACCGUGGCUGAUAGCACUGUAUAUAACGUAUAG